Messenger RNA from Plectropomus leopardus (leopard coralgrouper), 2667 nucleotides. RefSeq lists its product as uncharacterized. Lineage: Eukaryota; Metazoa; Chordata; Actinopteri; Perciformes; Serranidae. The record is from RefSeq and is a predicted model, not a curated record.
AGCAAUGCUUUACCAAGAAUAAUGUAUCAUUCAGUGGACUCAGCUUGUACUAUGGCCAUUGUUUUGGAAUGCAGACUUACAGGUAAUUGACAGCUUAUGAUGGGUGUGUGUACUUGGCUUGUGUACCUAACAGCAAUGGGAGUUAAAGGUGUAACCAUAGAGCGUUUAAGAGGGAGGGGUGAAGUGGAGGUAGAGCCAGAGGGAGAGUCAAAAAGGGUGGAACUGACAGAGGGGGCGAGGUUGUCAGGGAAAGGGAAAUGAAGGAGUAAGCAAGAUUGUGCCUGCAACAUAGACAGAUUCACUUAGCAGACUUUAAAAGAAGAUAGACAUGGUUAGAGACAAACUGGAGGCGAGAACAAGGAAGGAGUGAGAGAAACAACAAGCCAUCAGCAGCCAACCUUGGCCACCUUAUCCUUUUCCAUCUAUAUACGGAAACCACUGGAUAAUUUAUAAGCCUCUCCCUCUCGCUCUGUGUGAGUGUGAGAGAGAGAGGGGGGAUUUGCUGAGCUCACCACCACCAUGCUGUGUCCUGCUGCUGUCAGUGCAGCUGCUGCGGCUGUCUGGCUGCUGGCAGCGCUGGGCCCAGGCCUGUCUCUUCCAGCUGAGGACAACACAGAGGCAGGUUUCAGCCUCUGCAGCCACUGCUUCUACAGACAGAUGCCUCCUCAGGGAGCGUCUGCAGGGCCGCUGCUGCGCUCACUCUGCCACAGACUGCCCGGGGGACAGACGUUCGCCACUCUGUCCAGACCGACCUGUGACACAGCUGUCUACUCCGCCUUCCAUCUCAGGCACGGAUGGACAGAGGGAGACGAGGGGGAAGAGCUGGUGACAGAAGAAGAAGAAGAAGAUGUUAAAGUAGCAGUACCAGCUCUUCUCAGAGGAGGCGGGGAUCAUCCUGUUUCACCCACAGACUCCCCGCUUCAAAACUGGGACUCAACAGUCGCAACACUGCUCCAGUCAAGCAUCAUUCCCCAGUGCAGCACUUUGGGGGGUGAUCUCUACAUCCUGACCGGGUCGGGAGGUCUUGGGGCUGCAGAGGAUGGAGAUGAGGAGUGUCAGACAAAGCCGUUGUGGUCUGCAGUGUGCUGCGCUGUCUCAGAGGGGAAGAGUGGCUUCAGUCUGGGGUUAAUCAGAGAGACAGGGGAAGGGGAGAAGCAAGUGAGCGUGAAGGAGCUGGAGGAGAUGCUUGAAGUAGCAGAGCUGUUCUCAGAGGGCUGUGGAGGAGCAGAUGGGGAGACUGUUGGAAUCAGAGUGGGACUAAAGGAGGUUGGUUCAGGUCUCACUGGAGAAGAGGAGGUUGGUUCAGAUGCUGCCGGAGGAGAAGAGGUUGGUUCAGAUGCCACUGAACAAGAGGAGGAUGGUUCAGAUGCUACUGAGGGAGUAGAGGUUCAUUCAGAAGCCACUGAAGCAGAGGAUGUUGGUUCUACUCCUGCUGCAGAAAAGGAGGUUCAAUCAGGUAGCGCUGGAGAGGAGGAGGUUCAUUCAGGUGCUACUGGAGGAGAGGAGGUCAGUUCAGGUGCCACCAGCCAAGAUUCAACUUCAGAGGGUAGCAGUGAAAAGCAGCGUGAUGUGAAGCAUAAAAAAAUAGUUGCCACAUCCCAGUCUCCUGAGUCCUCAACCGAUUAUCAAACUGUGGAUGAACAGGAGACAGACACAAAUUCUAGCAGCACUCUGGUCUACAUCCUCUCCACCGCCAUGUCCAUCCUUAAAGCUCCGCUGCGGCCUGUGUUCUCCACAGUCACACAGCUACCUGCACAGGUGACGUACGUUCUUCAGGAAGACCUCGGUGUCCUGUCUGCCCUACCUGGAGAAACCUUCUCCCUGUUCCACCUUUUGACCUCUGACCUCUUGUCUUGGGUGCGCUCAGCUGGAGAAACACUACUGGGUAUCGGGGAAACUUGCUGUUCCAGCAUCUAUUACUGCUCCUCGUCCAUGGUGGGGACCCUGAUGAACAGCUGCCACACUGGGGUCACUGGUGUGGGGACCCUGGCUGGAGACACAGUGGGGAUAUUUGGUGAUGCACUGGAUAAUGCUUGGUGGGUGACCAAGUUCUUUGGAGGGCGGCUGUGGGAGCAGAGCGAGGGUUACGUGGGAACAGUGGUGUCAGAGGUGGGGGGUCAGGCAAAAGCUGUAGGUGGAGGGUUGGGGAGCCUGGUGUGGAGAAGUGGAAAGGGGGUGGGUAAUGUGUUUAGGCUGGGAGGAGGGGUAGUCAUGGGAAUGGUGGAUAUGGUCAUCGGUGCGGUGAGAGGGGCUUUUGGCGAGGAGGAAGAGUGAAAAGUGAAGGAAAAAUCCACAAGACGCCCUGACCAACAAAUGUUUUCUCCAGCUUUGAUUUGUAAAUUUCUUUAGCACAUAAGAGUGUGAAAAAAGGGGACUGUUUCAGUUUGAUGUCAUUUAAAAUGCCUUAGCUGUUAUAGAAGGACAGCCACAUGUUUCUGAAUCAAAUUUAAUGAAUUAAAAAUGUAUUAUUCUGCAGGUCUUACACAUCACUGUGGUUGGCUGUCCAAGUAAUCUGUUGCUGGGAUUAGUGACCCAACUGUGAUUUAGUCAACACUGUGCACAAAGCUUUAGGAUGUAAUUAUUCAAAAUAAUUCCUGUAUGAUAAUUGUUAUGAUGAAUGUUUGCUUAUAUGUAGAUUUUAAUAAAAGAGAAUGCUGGCUUAUUGUA